Molecule: messenger RNA, 2898 nt
Organism: Chrysoperla carnea
Lineage: Eukaryota; Metazoa; Arthropoda; Insecta; Neuroptera; Chrysopidae
Product: zinc finger protein OZF-like
Exons: 3
Coding region: 41-1399 (452 amino acids)
Biological process (GO): regulation of transcription by RNA polymerase II
Cellular component (GO): nucleus
Molecular function (GO): RNA polymerase II transcription regulatory region sequence-specific DNA binding; zinc ion binding; DNA-binding transcription factor activity, RNA polymerase II-specific
Source: RefSeq, a predicted model, not a curated record
UAAAACACUCCUAUCAAUUAACACAUGUAAAAUAAUUGAUAUGAUUAUAGCAUGUGCUUCAGUAAAGAUUUGGGAAAAUGACGAUCUACCAAAUCAAAUAUGUAACGCUUGUUUUCUACAAUUGCAAAAUACAAUCAAUUUCAAACAAUUAUGUGAAAUUUCAGACAAAGCAUUUCGUCAAAUUAUUCGGAAAAAUAAAUGUGAUGAUUUAUCAAGUAAUCAAAAUUAUUUAAAGAACGUAAAAGAUGAGCAAUUCGAUGAUUACGCUGAUGAUCAUUCUUUAAUAGACAUCAAAGAAGAGGAUAAAGCUGAAAAUGUUAUAAAUGAAGAUACUACGGAUUUGAAUGGAUUAGAAAUUCCAACUAAAUUCGAAGAAGAAAAUGAUAUCUUUGAAGAUAUUAAAGAUAAACAUGACGUAGAAACGUUUAAUUGUGAGAAGUGUAGUAAAGAAUUUAAAAAAGCAUGGGUUUUGGGAGUACAUAUGCAUCAAAAACAUAAAGCCAAAGCAUUAAAAUGUAAUAAAUGUGAAGUAAAAUGUUAUCAUCCAUUACAUUUAAAGGAACACCAAGAAUUAGCGCACAAUCCAUCGAAUCUAACUUGCACUAAAUGUAAAAAAGUAUGUUCAAAUAUUUACAAAUUUAAAUACCAUAAAUGUAGACAACGAUCAUAUAAUUUAUCACAAUGUCUACGAUGUAACAAAUCAUUUAAAGAUAAACGAGAAUUAAAAUGUCACAAUAAAGAAGUACACAAACUUGAAGAAAUGAAUGUAGCAUGUCAUAUUUGUGGUAAAUCCGUGGUAAAACAUUAUUUAAAAGGGCAUUUGUCAACGCAUGAAGAACGUGAUAAACUUACAUGUGACAUGUGUUCAAAAACAUUCAUGAAUCAUACAACAUUAACAAAUCAUAUUAAAUCCGUACAUAAUCAAACCCGCGAACGUAAUCAUUUAUGUAAUAUUUGUGGAUAUGCAUUACUUUCAGCGGCUGAUUUACAAAAACAUUUAAGUAUUCAUUCAAACGAACGACCGUAUUCGUGUGAUCGUUGUAAUAAAACAUUUCGACGUGAAGAUCAUUUAAGAGAUCAUAUCAAAACGGUGCAUUUAAAUCAACGAAAAUUUCAGUGUAAAUAUUGUCCACAAGCGUUUAGUCGUAAAAAAACUUUAGUGCAUCAUGAACGACGACAUACCGGCGAAAAACCACAUAAAUGUGAAGUGUGCGAUAAAAGAUUUAUACAGAUAACUGCAUUAAAAAUUCAUUCAAAAACACACACUAAUUCAAAAGAGAAUCCUACUUUUAGAAAUAUAGAUGGGAUAUGUAAUGGGGAGUCAUAUUCAGGGGUGGCUGUAACAAGUUUAAAGGAUGGUGCGAGAUUUCAUUUUGGCACCCCAUUCUCAAAUAUAUAAAGACUAAUUCCUAAUAAGGAUGUACGAGGAAACUGAAUAUAAUAUACAUUUUAAAUUUUGAAAAUAAUAAUAAUAAAUUCAUGAAAUUUAUAUAAACAUGGAAAAUAAUUUGUGAUUUCAACGCCUAUUAAAACGAUAUAUGGUGUUAGAGUUCCACUUGCACCACCCUAGAAGAACGGCUGCUGAUCAUAUAUGAUCUAAAUCAACAACAACAACAAUAGGCGCUACAACCCGACGUGGGCCUUGGCCUCCUCCACAAUGCGCCCCCAGACGUUGCGGUCCUGGGUCUUGGUUCCCCAUCCAGUGACUCGCAUUGUCCUCAAAUCACCCAGCACCUGGUCCAUCCAUCUGAGCCUUGGUCUUCCUCUCUUCCUGGUAGCAUAGAUCUUGGCGUUAAGUAUCUUCUUCGGCAUCCUGGCGUCUUCCAUUCUCUGGACGUGCCCAAACCAACGGAGUCUUUGGGAUUUGAUGAACUUAACAAUAUCUUCACCGUCCAGGAUUUCCAAUAUCUCGCUGUUGUUCCGGAUAUGCCAUUCUGUCUCAUUGAUUUGUACCGCUCCACGAUUCUUCUGAUUAUUUUCCGUUCGAACCUUCUUAUCGUCUCCUGAUCUACCGUGAGUGUCCAGUUUUCACUCACAUAGGUUAUUACUGGUCGAACCAAAGUCUUGUAUAUUUUCAACUUUGUCCUUCUUAUAAUCAGCUUGCUUUUCAAGAGCUUCACAUUUGCAAAAUAUGCUCGAUUGCCUCUCUGGAGUCUUUCUUUAUCGCUGUGCUAGUUUUUCCUUCGUUAUUUACCUGCUCUCCGAGAUAGGUGAAUGAAGAGACUCCUUUAAAUAUCACAUUUUCAAUCUGAAGGUCUUGGACUUUCCUCCGAUCGGGUGAGGCUAACAUAUACAUGUAAACAGUUUUCUUUUCGUUGACACUCAGUCCUAGCUCUUUACCGUUCUUUUCUAUUUCCUUGAACACGUUAAUCGGACGGUCCUUAGUUCUUGCUAUUAUAGCAAUAUCGUCCGCAUAUGCGAAUAUUUGGGUAGUCUUGUUGAAGAUGAUUCCUCUCUGGUCAAUGGGUUCUAAAAUCUAAAUCAGGGAUGGUAAAUAUUUAUACCAGGUGUCAUAUUUAAAAAAAAUCCAAAUAAAAAUUUCUUCAUCGAAGGGUUAUUAGAAAAAAAUCUUUCUUUUGGGGGUCAAUACCCCUCCCAUCAAGAAUCUGUAAAUGCACCCAUUUAUGAGACGCAUUUUCACUGACAAAUAAGAUAUCCAUACAUAUUUUGAGCUCACGGUACAUACUUUGACUUUCUCUCGAGUUCUUCAAACAGAAAAUCUGGAUCUUGGCGAGGCUAUCGAACUAGCUGAUGCUGCAAAACAUAUUUUACUUAAAAGAAGAGGAAACGUUGGAUAAAAGUUGAGAAAAAUUUUCAUAUCUGCGAUGAAUACGACAUAGAAGUGCGGAAGCCAAGGCUCCGGCAUAACAGACUUCAGGCUCGAAUAUACAGACUGAU